CACCAACAGACGGGCGAUUUCCUCCGCCGUAUCGGCUGCCGCGAAUUCUCAUCUUUGUCAGAUUAUCUCACCGGAGACCCGAUCGGAAACCAGAGAUUCGAAUCCGGAUUAAAAUAAAAACGAAGUACCGAAUCCUUCUCUGGUUUCCUUCAAUCGCCACAAUGGCCGCCAUCGUAGUACGGAUCUUUCUGAUUUCAAUCCUCUGCCUGAUCGGCCUCGCCUCCGCCGCCCAAUCAGUCAUACGAAUGCCCAGCGACCGAACGGCCGGCGAGACGGACAGUUUCUGCAACAGCUGGAGGCUAUCGGUGGAGACGAACAACGCCGGGUUGUGGUCGACGCCGGAGGGAUGCCUGGGGUACCGAGUGGAUUACUUCACGGGAGUCCAGUACGCUUCGGAUUUGACGGUGGUGGCGUCGGAUUCGAUCGCGUUCGCCAGGAGCGUGACGCCCGCCGGGGACGGGAAGGACGGCUGGGUUUUCGACGUCGACGAGACUCUGCUCUCCAACCUACCGUUCUACGAGAAGUUCGGAUACAGCGCCGAGUCGUUCAACGAGGAAUUGUGGAACGAGUGGGUGAAUUCGACGGCGGCAGAAGCACUGCCGGAGAGCCUGGGGUUGUACAGGGAGCUGAAAGAGCUAGGGUUCACAGUGUUCAUCCUGACAGGACGUGACGAAUUCCAGAGGAAUGCAACCACAGCCAACCUCCUGGCCGCAGGUUUCAGGGAUUGGGAAAAGCUAAUCCUGAGGGGGAAAUCCGAUCGAGGGAAGCGAGCAGUGGUGUACAAAUCGGAGAAGAGGCAAGAGCUGGUGGAUCAAGGGUACAGGAUUCAUGGCAACUCUGGCGAUCAAUGGAGUGAUUUGUUAGGCUACGCCAUGGCGGUGAGGUCCUUCAAGUACCCUAAUCCAUUGUACUACAUUGCCUAGUUCCUCUGCUGCUGCAUAAUGUAGCAUAACAUCCAACGACGGAAUGGCGGCGGCCUGAUCUGCAGCCUCUCGUCAUUCCUUUUUUUUUUUUUUUUUCUUAUGUAUUAGGGUUCGUAGCAGGAAAUCCUUUACAGAAGUUAGCACAGAUUUGACAUUUUUUUGGUCUUGACCUUCUGUAGUGGUAAAUAUUGUAAUCUGAGCGGCCUUUUGUGUUCUUCUAUCAAAAUGUACUGUACAUAGUGGUUUUAUUACAUCAUUAUAACUUGACUUAUUGUGUAAAAUUAACAGUUUUUUUAGACGUUUCAUCAACUUAGCUUUACUACGCAAGUGGCUGAUCGAAUCUCCAUGGAUGCAUAUUAUGCAAGAGGCGAAGGUGUUCUGGUCUUCUCAAGUAUAUCUGCUC
Linum tenue is the source of this 1326-nucleotide messenger RNA. NCBI's taxonomy places the organism in Eukaryota, Viridiplantae, Streptophyta, Magnoliopsida, Malpighiales, Linaceae. The record is from the annotation of a GenBank genome assembly.